AUGGAAUCAAAGCCGAGGAAUAAUGCUCCUGCGGGACAUGAAUAUGAAGUCUUUGAGCCAUCAAUGGAAUGGGCACAAGAGCCAGGAGCUGACACUCUGCGAGUCUAUUUACCAGGCUUCAAGAGAGAGCAGCUAAAAGUUCAAGUAACCUCAUCGCGUGUUCUAAGGAUCAGCGGAGAACGCCCACUCAAUGAGAAUAAGUGGAGCAGUUUCCGAAAGGAGAUUCCAAUUUCAUUAAAUUAUGACCUUAAUGAGAUCACUGCAAGAUAUGAUAAGGGAAUCCUUUCUGUCAAGCACCCUAAACUAAUUGUUCCUGAUGCUGCUGAGCCAAGGGAACAAGAGCUGCCGCCAGUGGAAGCAUCAAAGCCUGAUCAGAAGCCACCACAGGAAAAAGUGCAGCCAUCCUCAGAAUCAGCUCCCAAGCCUGAAAAACAACCACAGGAAACGUUGGAGCCAGUGGUUGGCAUGGAGAAAGGAAGAGGUAGCAAGAUUGAAGGAGUAGCAAAUGCAAAUGAUAAUGCUUCACCAAAGACACCAAGGAAGGAGGAACAGUCACCGAGAUAUGAAUGGAAAGAGAGGAGCAGUGAUAAUGGGAAAGCUGAAGCAAAGGGAAUUGCCACAACAAGCGAAAGUGCUGAACCUGAAAAUCUUGAUGAUUCUACCCUUUAUUGUACAAAGAUGGACAAAGAUAAAGCAGCAACAGGACUCCUAAGUGGAACUGAGAAACUCAGAAUGGUAAAUUACAAGAAGGCUUUUGAGGGUUUUGCCACGGACAUGAAGAAGCCAAGAAAAUUGAGGCUGCACUAUCAGCGUUUCUCUAAUUUCAUGGAUUGGAAGGAUUGUGAAGGGCAAAUGGUCCAGUACAUGGAACAAGGAGGCACUCUCAGAAAUUUUCCACUAUCAGGACCUGAAAAAACGCACGAGGUUACCAACUCUCUACACAUCCAAAGCAUAUAUACUCCAGGCCCUUUACAGUUUCCAGAGCCGAAAGAGCCUCUGCAGGCAAAUCCAAAGAAGCUUCAAAGAGAAAAGGAAUAA
Molecule: messenger RNA, 1038 nt
Organism: Dovyalis caffra
Lineage: Eukaryota; Viridiplantae; Streptophyta; Magnoliopsida; Malpighiales; Salicaceae
Source: the annotation of a GenBank genome assembly